UCAGCCCAGGUGCCAAUGUGCGGAGGAACCCAGCGCACGAGGCGCCGUUCCCCAGAGGGACGCUUGAGGGAGCGUCCCAGGUUGGUGCAACACCCAAAUGCGUCCCCCCUCUCUAAGAAGCGGCCCUCCUGGAGGGAGAAAUCAUGAGCCGAUACUGGAAAAUGCCAAAUCUUUUGCUUCAGCACCAGAGGAUCCACACUGCUGUACAGUUUCUGAAAAGCAAAACGGGAGCAGAGCAUCAUUGGCUGGAGCGGCAUUUCAGUGACCCUUAUGUGAAGAAGGCCAAGAAGGAGCACUAUCGUUGCCGGAGUGUCUACAAACUGCUUGAAGUAGAUGACAAAUACCGCAUCCUUUGCCCUGGGCUGCGUGUGAUAGACUGUGGCACGGCCCCUGGUGCUUGGGCUCAGGUUGCAGUCCAGAGAGUCAAUGCUACGGGUUCUGAUCCAGAUGCCCCAACAGGCUUUGUUCUUGGAGUUGACCUCCUCCAUGUUUUUCCUCUGGAAGGAGCAGUCCUCUUACCUCGCGCUGACAUCACAGAUCCAAUGACCCAAAAGAAAAUCCAGGAAGUGCUCCCUAAAGGGAUGGUGGAUGUUAUCCUGAGCGACAUGGCACCCAAUGCUACUGGUAUCCGGCAACUAGAUCAUCAUAAGUUGAUCCAUCUCUGCCUGUCUCUUUUGGAUCUGGCUCAGCACAUUUUGGAGCCUGGAGGAACCAUGCUCUGCAAGUACUGGGAUGGAGGGGAGAGCCAUCUCCUGCAAAAGAGACUGAUGCAAGACUUCCAGGAGGUGAAGACCUUAAAACUCCAAGCCAGUAGGAAGGAAUCUGCCGAGAGAUAUUACCUGGCGAAAUCAUACAAACGAGCAGCCCACAGGGAAUCAAAAACAUGAGCCACUGUGUGCGAGCUUUGUGUGGUACAUUUGAUGAAAGCUGCAGAGUUGGUUUUAGUUGGCAGAGAGCUGUAAGUCCAGAGUUUUUGUGAAACAAUGAGCAUCUUUGGAGGGAUGUGGACCUCAUUUGCCAGCUAUUGCAACAGAUCUUCUUCCCUUUGAAAUAACCAAGAAAUAUGAUUGAAGGGUGGUAUAAAAAUGUUUAUAACAACUAAAUAAAAUCUAGAGGUCAUUAAGAGCCCAGUUCAGCUUAACAACACACAAAAUAGCACCAUGUGUUGGAUAGAUAUUAGCCAGCUAGGAACCCCAGGGUUUCAGGCAAGAGUUCUUUCCAGGAGACACCUGAGACCUUCUGCAUUCAAAGCAACUGUUCUGCCUCUGGAUUGUGCCCCUUCCCCACUUACUCAUUUAAAACUAGAACAUGGAGACAUAUCAGUUGACAGAUGUUUCCUCUGAAAUAACUUUUUUCCCCUUAAGUGCCAUUUGUACGAAGUGUAACGCUUAUCGAUGCAAUGAUGCUGCACUGUGCAGUUAUGCAACUUUUAACAAUACAUAUUUUUUGGGGGGAAAACAUCCAUGCCAAGAUAGAACUUGUGUCAUGUCCAGACCAUCAGCUGCUUAUUCUCAUCCUGCUUCCCUUUCUUUCAGAUGGGGAUGUUCAGAGGACACACUGAGGAACUUAUUUGGGGAGGAGCACUAGAGGUUUAGCAAACCCAUGUUGAAAUGUGGUGGUUCACAGAUCUUUUCAGAGGAAAAGGAAUUGUAAUCCUGCCUCCCCACAAGCCUGACUGAGGCUGCCCUGCAAACAGGCUGGGGCAGAGAGGGCCCUAGUUUGCAGCCUCUACCCCAAGAGUGGGAAACUUUUUCAGGCCUGUGACCAACGCUCCCUCUUUCCACACAACUGUCUUUCAUCUUCUGGUUUGGAGGAGAGGGAAGAAGGCUGCCAUCAAGGUUGGAGUGGGCCCAAUGGUUGCUAGUUGCUACAGAUGACGGGAAAGCAACAAUACUCUGCUGGCAAUGCAUGGGGUUGCCACUAAUCAAUUUUGGUUGCUUGAUAUGGGGAGUGAGAAGAAAGUGAGCUGCCAAAACCCCAUGUCUUCCUGUCCUGAUAGGAGCGCAGGAAAACAACAAUUUUGCUCCUCUGGUACUAAGUCAUGGAGGGACUUCUUCCUGUCAUGAAGCUCCAGUUAAAAGGACCAGGUAGAAGGUGAGAGGAUAGACCAGCAACAUCUCUCCCUCUGUUGAACGAUCAGAAUGUCUUGCCUGUGAUAACCUAUAUUAAAAUUUAUGGAUUUCUUC
This is a messenger RNA of Podarcis raffonei (Aeolian wall lizard), 2186 nucleotides long. It is a transcript of the gene MRM2, whose product is annotated as mitochondrial rRNA methyltransferase 2. The record is from RefSeq and is a predicted model, not a curated record. Gene Ontology annotation, molecular function: rRNA (uridine-2'-O-ribose)-methyltransferase activity. Lineage: Eukaryota; Metazoa; Chordata; Lepidosauria; Squamata; Lacertidae. The coding region runs from base 144 to 887 and encodes 247 amino acids. Gene Ontology annotation, cellular component: mitochondrion. Gene Ontology annotation, biological process: RNA methylation. The transcript has 3 exons.